AUGAACCCCUCCGGGAACAGUCGUUCCCAGGAGGAGCUUUUUCUACAAUCCCCAAGCCAACAACAGGAGGUUGAAUCCCCCGUCAUUGGACCGUUGCGAAUUAACAAGCGAGAGACACCUUCGCCAGCUCCGCCCGGCGCAGCUCCUCUUCCCUACCCCGACGACCGACCAAGACCCCAACAACAUGUCCGAGUCUCGGGCUCCAGUGGCUCGAGCCCAACAAUCCAGACAGGCAGGCAAAGUGCCUCUCCCACUUCAAGCGGCUCAGGACGAUCGCCGGUCGACUAUCCUGCUGCUUUGCGACCCCGAGACGGCCGCGAGCCUAAACAGGCUUCCCUCGCUGAGCGACGCGGAAACGCACCCAAGCCGCUACCGGAGUCUCCUAUAGUCGACACAAUUGAUGGUCAGGGAUAUUUUGCCAGAAUGAACCAACGGCCGAUGGCCCCCUCGUCCAUCGCGCCGCAGCAGCAUGAGAGCUCGGCGUAUCCAGAUUUCAAUCAACACUACUACCCUCCCCCGCAGCCUUCCACCUCGUCGAGACCGGCAUCUCGCACGGCGACGGCACAGAACCUACAAGCCCCAUCACACAGCAUCAAUCGUAUCAGCUCUACCGCCUCUAAUGCCACAACUCGAGCCCAGCGAGGCUCUCCUCCACCGCCGGAGACACCCAUUGUCGAACCAGGGCAGCAUGCUGCUUCUGAUAUUGAAGCUCGUUAUGCAGCGUCAGGCAUUGCGGGUACCUCAACCCUAACCGGUCUGCAGGCUCAGAGCGCUGCGGCACAACGAAGAGCAGAACAAUACGCAGGACAGCAGCCUCGGACCCAAAUCCAGAGACCCUGGACUCCGACUGAAUUACCCGGAUCGCAACCCCAUGGACCCCCAACUGUCUAUCAGGGCGCUGAAGUCGUCCCGUCGCAGAACCAGAACCCUGCAGCGGCUCCCUUCCCUCAACACCCAGCGACGACUCCGUCUCAGGGCCCGCAAACUCAACAACCGGGUCGCAUCCCCAAUAAUGCUCUUGAGCAAGACCUGGAGAGGAUGCGUAUCAGCGACGAGCCUCCGCCUGCUUACUCCAGUGUGCCGCGGCCCGCAUCUGCUUCGCAGGGCUACCCAAAUGAAAAGCAACGUCUUGCAGCAGCGUCGGCUCAGCCAUCUCCUGCUGCUGCACAGCACCCUGCGGUAGCUGCGGCAGCAGCAGCAGCGACGGGAUCUCCUCCGCCAAUGGUAUCCGCCCAGGACCAUCCAGCCUUUGCUAACGACCCGAGACAACAACAGCCGCAACAAGUCUCUGGACCGUCGCCGCACAAUGACAUGCAGAAUGGUGGCUUGCCGCAGGAGCAGCACCCGGCUCUUCAGCAGCAGGUGCAGGCGCAGGCGAGUGCGGCUUCGGCAGCGGGUCUACCACCUGCCUCUCCCCCACCAUUGCCAGAAGGCUGGAUUGCGCACCUGGACCCGAAUUCUGGGCAGUACUACUACAUUCACUUGCCGACUCAGUCGACUCAGUGGGAAUUUCCCAAGGGCCCUACACCACUAAAUCUCAACGAGGCUCCAAUGUCUCCGGUCGGUAGUGUGUACAGCGCGCACCCUCUAGCUUCUCCAGGCCUAUCGGCUUUUGGAAAGCCACUUGCGUCUCCAGGUGUGCCGAUGACUCCUGGAUUUGAGAGCUUGCAGUCUCCCGUUGUGACGGGCUUCACCGGUCCGCCUCCUAGCAGCGGCGUCGAGGUAUACAAAGUUCAGCCAACCAAUGGCGUCUACUUCGGCCCCUACCUCCGCUACGCAAACAUGGACGUCCAGCGCGGAAUCUGGUUCGGUUCCAUCCUUCUAGUCACCGACGCUGCGCAACCACCUACAAUCCACAUCCACCAGAGUAUAGAUUUGUCCCCGAACCCGCGUCAGCUCAAAGCCAUGGCCAUUUCCACGCACCAGCGCUGGACAUUCUAUAAAUACGAAGUCGACCUGAAAAUGGAAGAAGCUGGCGCCGCCAAGUGGACAUACGCAAUUACUUCCCAUCUAGGUUGCACGCGCUACGAGUUCCUGGUCGCUGGACGACACGAAGCUAGCUGGCGCUUCAUCGCAACCUCCGGCAACGACUUUUCACUCAACAUCAAUGAGAACGAGCGAGCCCGGCUGGGAGGCGUUGGGCUGCUGUGGAAGGACAUUAUGCAGAAACAUACUGAGAUUGGCGGAUUCCACGCGCAGCUGUGCCUGGGUGGGCAGAUCUACGCUGAUCGCAUGUGGAAGGAGAUUCCAUCUCUGAAGCAGUGGCUUCUUAUCCGGGGCAAAGAGGCUAGGAAGACGGCGGCCUGGACAGCAGCUUAUGAGCAGGAUGUUUCUCACGGGUACUUCCACUACUAUACAAGCCACUUUGACCAGCCGUACCUGAGGGAAUCAUUUGCUCAGAUUCCGUACGUUUGUCAAAUCGAUGACCAUGAUAUCUUCGACGGCUUCGGCUCCUACCCCGAACACAUGCAGUUCUCCAACAUGUUCAAGAACAUCGGCCGAGUCGGCAUCGAAAUGUAUCUCCUCUUCCAGCACCACACAACCCUCGACAUCCUCCGCAACGUCAGCACAGACCACGACCUCUUCACUAUCACCGGCACAGGUUGGCACUUUGUCAAGUACCUAGGCCCCUCUGUCGUCCUUGUUGGUCUCGACUGCCGCUCCGAGCGCAACCAGCACCAGGUUCUCGCGGGGCCAACGUACCAGGGCAUUUUCCCCAAGGUUGCUAUGCUUCCGCCGACAGUGCAGCAUUGUCUGUGGAUGACGUCCGUGCCGCUCAUCUAUCCGCGCCUUGAGACGGCCGAGCAUAUCGCGCAGACGUUUACGACGGGUAAGCGCGCAGUCACUGGUGCGUACAAUGUCCUCGGCAAGGUGACGAGUUCCGUCGCGGGCGUUGUGGGCGCAAAAGAUGUUGUCGGGAGCGGAUUCGACUCUGUCAAGCGCGCUGUGGGUAAGAGCGGGCUCAUGGGUGGGAUUCUGAGCCCAUUUGGAGAAUUCGACCUCCUCGACGAGCUUCGCGAUCAGUGGACGCACGAGUCAAAGGACCUCGAAAGAACCUACCUAAUCCGCACACUACAAGGAAUCGCGCACCAAAAAUCCCUCCGAAUGACCUUCCUCUCCGGCGCCGUGAACGUCUGCGGCGCAGGCCUCGUCCACGACCCUGCGAACCCCUCAGAUUACAAGACAAUGUACCAAUUGAUUUCAUCCUCCGUCGUCAACGGCCCCCCGCCCUCGUACAUCGUAAAGAUGCUGCAUUCCUCAAACAAACCCAUCUACGUCCCGGCCAACGGCGUCCGCAGCACACCGUCACAACCAACGGAUACAAAGGAGGAUAUGAUGGAGAUUUUCCAGACGGACGUUACGGGGCAGACAAGAGAGCAUAAGAAGCUCAUGGGGAGGAGGAACUAUGUUGCUGUUGUUGCGUAUGAUCCCGAUUCGCAAGCGAUGUUUGGGCAGCAAGGGUUUGGGCCGGGGCAAGGCUCGGGGGGCAGUGGGAAGUUAAAUCUUGCGGUUGACUUUAUGGUACAGGGUGAGGGGUCGUUUGGAGCUGUGGUGAAGUAUGGGCCAGUUAUCGUGCCGAGUUUGGAGCACGGCAAGUAG
Molecule: messenger RNA, 3600 nt
Organism: Aspergillus calidoustus
Lineage: Eukaryota; Fungi; Ascomycota; Eurotiomycetes; Eurotiales; Aspergillaceae
Source: the annotation of a GenBank genome assembly